Molecule: messenger RNA, 726 nt
Organism: Carassius carassius (crucian carp)
Lineage: Eukaryota; Metazoa; Chordata; Actinopteri; Cypriniformes; Cyprinidae
Product: scavenger receptor cysteine-rich type 1 protein M130-like
Exons: 3
Coding region: 1-726 (241 amino acids)
Cellular component (GO): membrane
Source: RefSeq, a predicted model, not a curated record
AUGCUUUUCCAUCUAGAGUUUAAAGAGAUCAGGUUAACUGAUGGCUGUGAAGGGAAUCUGGAGGUUUUCUACAAUGGAUCCUGGGGUAAUGUGUGCUGGAACCAGAUGGAGAGAGACACAGCGAGUCUGAUCUGUCAAGAGCUGAACUGUGGAAGAUCUGGCAUUGAACCCAGUUAUUCAGAGAGACUUAAGUCUCGUAACUGGCUUGAUAAACUUAAAUGUCGACGACAUGAUUCCACUUUAUGGCAGUGUCCAUCAUCACCCUGGGGUCAAAACUAUUGUAAUAACGAUGAAGUGGCCAAGAUCACCUGCUCAGAGGAGGAGAGUGAUGAGUCCCCGCGGAGUCAUCUGACAUGUGCUAUCUCAUCAUCUCCUUACCAGAGACAGUGUACAAGUCAUGUUCCUCUCAGACUGCGUGGAGGGGACGGCCGGUGCUCUGGGAGGCUGGAGGUGUAUCAUAACGCUGUGUGGGGCUCAGUCUGUGAUGAUCACUGGGACAUCAGCGAUGCUCAGGUGGUCUGCAGGCAGCUGGGUUGUGGAGCAGCACUGAGGGCUGAUGGGAAUUCAGUCUUUGGUGCUGGUGAAGGUGUUGUGUGGAUGAACAAAGUCGAGUGCAGAGGGAAUGAGAUUCACCUGUGGGACUGUCCUCUCUCCCUUAAUAACCACACUUACUGCUCACACAAAAAGCAUGCUGGACUCACCUGUGCAGGUCACAACAAACACUGA